AUGGGCUGCGGUGGCUCCAAGGUCGACAACUUGCCGCUAGUCACUUUCUGCAGAGAGCGCAAGGACUUCAUCAAAACGGCGUCGGAUACCCGCUACGCUCUCGCCGCAGCCCACCUCUCCUAUUUCCACUCCCUUAAGCACAUCGGCGACGCCCUCUGCAAGUUCGUUGACGAAGACCUCAUAAUCUCCGGCGCCGGCGGGUCUUCUUCGCCGCCGGGAUCUCCCGUUCUCACGUUGCCCUCCGACGAAGGCAAGCCCAGAAGGCACCCUCACAAAAACGACAAACACUCGUCGUCGUCUACCUCGAUUUCGCACUCUGUUUCGGUCGAUUCGCCGAAGGAGGAGGACAUUGAAGACUCGCACUUGCAUUUGUCAUCUGGGUCCGGCUCGGAUUCUGACUUGGACUCGCCUUCGGGUCACAUUCACAUAGAGGAGAGCCCAGAACAAGAGGUACCUUCUUCUUCUUCGUAUGGUUACCCUCCGACUUCGCAUAUGUAUUACAUGAGAAGGUCUGAGACACCGAUGCAGACGGUGUCUUAUGAAGAGCCGGGGAGAUAUCCGGCCCAAAAUGGUCCGUACCCGGAUCCUUAUCCGGGUUAUUCGGGUUAUCAGCCGUAUGGAGGUGGUGGGUUUUUUGGGUACCCAGUGGGGUCACCCAUCACAAGUGAGUAUCCGUACAAUCGGCGGCCUCCGAGCCCGCCGCCGUCGGAUCCUCCUCCGGCACCGCCUUCACCUCCGAAGACCUCCACUUGGGAUUUCCUGAAUGUGUUUGAUUCUUUUGAUAAUAGUGGUUAUCUGGGUUACAAUCCGAGGGCUAGAUACGGGUAUGGGUCCACCACAAGUAGUCCGGACUCGAAGGAGGUGAGGGAGAGAGAGGGAAUUCCGGAGUUGGAAGAUGAGACAGAGCAAGAAGUAAUGAAAGAGGUUCACAAGGAGAAGAGGAAGGCAAAUGAGGAUGGUUAUUUGAGUAGGAAUCGGAAUUCGGGUGAAGGGACUUCAAGGGGUGUGCGAUUGCAGCAGCCAAGCAGUGAGGGGAGUUCAGGGACAGUGCCAUUGCAUAGCAGUGAGGGGAGUUCAGGGACGGUGCCAUUGCAUAGCAGUGAGAGGAGUUCAGGGACAGUGCCAUUGCAUAGCAGUGAGAGUUCACAAUCUGUCCAAGGGAAGGAGAUAAAGAGCAGUCCAGAUACAAUUGGAUCGAAAAACUCUGAAGAGGAGGGUGCCAAGAAAAAAAGAGUGAGUUUUGAGUUUGAAGCGCCAUCGAUAUUGGGUGUUGGAUCUUCUAAAGGGAGUAGCUUAACCACAUUGUCAGUCCACGGUACAAGGGAUCUUCAAGAGGUUGUAAAGGAGAUCAGGGAUGAGUUCGAGACUGCCUCUAGUUAUGGGAAAGAGGUUGCCAUGUUGCUUGAGGUGGGCAAGUUACCUUAUCAGCCUAGAGGCGCGGCACUCAAAGUGAUCUUUUCCAGGAUCCUGUACCUUGUAGCACCUUCCAUGUUGUCGUCACAACCUCCAUCCGGGCAACCAGUAAGACUAACUUCUAAGACAAUGAAAAUGGCAAAAGCAUACCAGGGAGAACCUGGCAAAGAUUUCAACAAGAAGUCUGGAAACCUCUCAUCAACUUUGGAGAAACUUUAUGCAUGGGAGAAAAAGUUAUACAAGGAAGUUAAGGACGAAGAAAAGCUACGGGUUGACUAUGAAAAGAAGUGCAAGAGAUUGAAAAGUCUAGAUUAUCAUGGAGCUGAGUCUGCUAAGAUUGAUGCCACCCAGGCUUCUGUACGAAAGUUGCUAACAAAAAUUAAUGUUUGUAUCAGAGCUGUUGAUACCAUAUCGAGCAGGAUACAUAAAUUGAGGGAUGAAGAAUUGCUUCCCCAAGUCACGGAAUUGAUUCAUGGAUUGAUAAGAAUGUGGAAAUCCAUGCUUAAAUGCCACCAGAAACAGUUCCAAUCUAUUAUGGAGAGCAAAAUUCGAUCUCUUAAAGUAAAUACCGGCCUUCGAAGAGAUUCCGGUUUGAAAGCUACUCUUGAACUUGAAAUGGAGCUUCUGAAAUGGUGCACCUCCUUUAACAAUUGGGUUAACACCCAAAAAUCAUACGUGGAGUCCUUAAAUGGGUGGCUUUUAAAGUGCAUUAAUCAGGAACCUGAAGUAACUCCUGACGGAGUUGCCCCUUUCUCCCCAAGCAGGAUGGGAGCUCCACCCAUUUUUGUAGUCUGCAAUGAUUGGUGCCAAGCAAUGGAAAGAAUUUCCGAAAAGGGAGUGGCAGAUGCGAUGCAUGAUUUUGCUUCAACCUUGCACCAGUUAUGGGAAAGGCAGGAUGAGGAGCAACGUCAAAGGAUCAAAGCCGAGUAUGUCUCCAAGAAUUUGGAGAGCCAACUUAGAAAAUUGCGUAUGGAGAGGGCAAAGAGAGAGCACGACCAUGAUGCAUCAACAGACAAAACUGCUCUGUCAAAGGCUCCUUCUGAGAGUGGAGUUUCACCACUGGAUGAUCUGAAGGUGGAUUUGGAUUCGAUGAGGAAGAGAUUAUCCGAGGAAAAAGCAAGGCAUAAGGAGGCAAUCAAAUUGGUUAAUCACGCAGCUUCCAACAGUUUGCAAGCAGGAUUGGUCCCAAUUUUUGAAACCUUGAAUAAUUUCACUUCAGAGGCUUUGAAAGUUCAUGAGCAAGUCAGACUUCAAGAUGCCGGAGGCUCAUAG
Molecule: messenger RNA, 2685 nt
Organism: Prunus armeniaca (apricot)
Lineage: Eukaryota; Viridiplantae; Streptophyta; Magnoliopsida; Rosales; Rosaceae
Source: the annotation of a GenBank genome assembly